This is a messenger RNA of Suricata suricatta (meerkat), 3569 nucleotides long. It is a transcript of the gene NTRK3, whose product is annotated as neurotrophic receptor tyrosine kinase 3. The transcript is spliced from 13 exons. The coding region runs from base 44 to 1585 and encodes 513 amino acids. Gene Ontology annotation, molecular function: transmembrane receptor protein tyrosine kinase activity; neurotrophin receptor activity; neurotrophin binding. The record is from RefSeq and is a predicted model, not a curated record. NCBI's taxonomy places the organism in Eukaryota, Metazoa, Chordata, Mammalia, Carnivora, Herpestidae. Gene Ontology annotation, biological process: regulation of phosphatidylinositol 3-kinase/protein kinase B signal transduction; protein phosphorylation; cell surface receptor protein tyrosine kinase signaling pathway. Gene Ontology annotation, cellular component: axon; signaling receptor complex; plasma membrane.
CAUAGAGAACUGGCGUGGUCUGCACACGCUCAACGCUGUGGACAUGGAGCUCUAUACCGGCCUCCAGAAGCUAACCAUCAAGAACUCAGGACUUCGGAGCAUCCAACCCAGAGCCUUUGCCAAGAACCCUCACUUGCGCUAUAUAAACCUGUCGAGUAACCGGCUAACCACACUCUCGUGGCAGCUCUUCCAGACGCUGAGUCUUCGGGAAUUGAGGUUGGAGCAGAACUUCUUCAACUGCAGCUGUGACAUCCGCUGGAUGCAGCUGUGGCAGGAGCAGGGGGAGGCCAAGCUCAACAGCCAGCACCUCUACUGCAUCAGCGCGGACGGCUCCCAGCUGCCCCUCUUCCGCAUGAACAUCAGCCAGUGUGACCUUCCUGAGAUCAGCGUGAGCCAUGUCAACCUGACCGUCCGAGAGGGUGACAAUGCUGUCAUCACUUGUAAUGGCUCUGGAUCACCUCUGCCUGAUGUAGACUGGAUAGUCACUGGACUGCAGUCCAUCAACACCCACCAGACCAAUCUGAACUGGACCAAUGUGCAUGCCAUCAACCUGACGCUGGUAAACGUGACAAGUGAGGACAACGGCUUCACCCUGACGUGCAUUGCAGAGAAUGUGGUGGGCAUGAGCAAUGCCAGCGUAGCCCUCACCGUGCACUACCCACCGCGCGUGGUGAGCCUGGAGGAGCCGGAGCUGCGCCUGGAGCACUGCAUCGAGUUCGUGGUGCGCGGCAACCCGCCGCCCACGCUGCACUGGCUGCACAACGGGCAGCCGCUGCGGGAGUCCAAGAUCACCCACGUGGAGUACUACCAGGAGGGCGAGGUGUCUGAGGGCUGCCUGCUCUUCAACAAGCCCACCCACUACAACAACGGCAACUACACCCUGAUUGCCAAAAACCCGCUGGGCACAGCCAACCAGACCAUCAAUGGCCACUUCCUCAAGGAGCCCUUUCCAGAGAGCACGGAUAACUUUGUCUCUAUCUACGACGUGAGCCCCACGCCCAUCACUGUGACCCACAAACCGGAGGAAGACACUUUUGGGGUAUCCAUAGCUGUCGGACUCGCCGCUUUCGCCUGCGUCCUGUUGGUGGUUCUCUUUAUCAUGAUCAACAAGUAUGGUCGCCGGUCCAAAUUUGGAAUGAAGGGCCCCGUAGCUGUCAUCAGUGGCGAGGAGGACUCAGCCAGCCCUCUCCACCACAUCAACCAUGGCAUCACCACACCCUCGUCGUUGGAUGCCGGGCCAGACACGGUGGUCAUUGGCAUGACCCGGAUCCCUGUCAUUGAGAACCCCCAGUACUUCCGUCAGGGACACAACUGCCACAAGCCAGACACAUGGGUCUUUUCAAACAUAGACAAUCAUGGGAUAUUAAACUUGAAGGACAAUAGAGAUCAUCUAGUCUCAUCAACUCACUAUAUAUAUGAGGAGCCUGAGGUCCAGAGUGGGGAAGUGUCUUACCCAAGGUCACAUGGUUUCAGAGAAAUUAUGUUGAAUCCAAUAAGCCUUCCCGGACAUUCCAAGCCUCUUAACCAUGGCAUCUAUGUUGAGGAUGUCAGUGCUUAUUUCAGCAAAGGACGUCAUGGCUUUUAAAAAAAACUCCUUUUAAGCCUCCCUGUUUUGAUGUCACCUUGGUAGGCUGGGCCCUCUGAGAGGUGGGAAGCUCUAGGCGCUGUUCUCUUUGGAUCCGGGGAUGCUAAGUAGAAACCGCAUGAGCCGCCAGUGCCGCUGCACCCUUGACUGCCACCGAGAUGGGUGUCCUCCCCAUCUGCCACUGGCAGGGUGGCCCUUUCCCUCAGUCAUCACUGUGCUCCUUUUUUCCCCGGCCUCCGGGGCAGCUCCUGCCACCAUCUUUAGAGCCGAUAAAGAGAAUUAAAAACCUGUGCACCAAGAACCAUCUUUUAAACACACUAGCCAUCCUCUUGCUUUACAAAAACAACUCAGCCAACAUGAGAAAGCCUGACGGAAGCCCAGCCGUGCUCCGGCCUCAGUUACCCUGCUUGGAAAGUGGGUCUCCCUAGGAUACCAGGCUGUCCUUAGUGACCUCAUCGCCCUGCAGCCUCCGGUGGGGAAGAGCAGCUAAGCAGAGGUGGAGACCACGCGCUGAGAGAGAGGGAGCCAGGCCCCACUGUGUUGGCGCCAGAUUAGGUCUCAGAGGAAAGAAUGAAAACCAAUCAUUUUCUAUCUAUCUAUAUAUUUUUUGUGGUUUUGGGUUGUUCGUUUGUUUUUUUGUUUUUUUUGGUUUACUUUGGUGGAAAAAAACCAAUACGUUUUUUGGACACCUUUUCCCCUACCUUCCUCUUCUUUCUGGAAUGGCUCACAGUGAGUGUGAUACUAGAAAACUCCUUGGCCCCUAGAUCUGCAGUCCAGACGAGCUUUUGCUGGAGGAGGCUUUGCCCAUCCAUUGGCCGUCCUACCACAAGGGACCGAGGGAGUCAGGGGCCAAGGCCCUUCCUCCGAGUCCCUGAUCCCAGGAUUGGCUCUCUACCCCCACUUUCACUUACUCUUGACUCUGAGAACUUUCGGAACCCAGUGGAAUCACCAUUUCAAGGCCAAGAUGAACUGAAGGGGAAGAGAAGGAAAACUUGGCUUCCUCCAGCCCCUCUCAUGGCACCAGUGGAAGUGUCCUCCUGUUCUCUGGUCAAUAUAUGUGUUUACUUUGCUUGCUUUGACUCAUGCCUUACUCCGUGGCCACUCUCUCCCAAAGAGGGGGUUUGUUUCCCCCCACCCCCUGCCAUUUUCAGCUUGACCCACUCGGGAGCGGGAGAGGGAAAGGGAAAGGGAUGCCUUCCCCCAGCUCUGAUAGGAAAGACAUUGUGGUAGAGCCUGAACCUCUCCCAGACUAGCUGCCAUGUUGGUUGGCCCAGGUGCCUCCACUGUGGGAAGUCAGCACCGGCUGCCCCUUGAGGGGUUGGUGGAGAGCACGAAACAGCGGGUCUCCCGUGGGGAGCUCUUAGGACAAGAUGGUGGUGGCUUUUCACCCCUGAAGUUUUGGGGCGGUGAUGCACAGCAACAGAGAAUAGAUUCUCUGCCUUUGGCAGAUGUAUGCAGGAAUUAAGAUUCCCACUGAAGGUUUUCCUUUUUGCUUCCUAUGGAUGGGGUUCUUUGUGCCCGAGUUCCCAGCCUGAUCCUGCAGAUGCCUCCCGGGGGUUACUUUCUGGGUUCUUGGCCCGUAUCUGGGGUGGCCUCCCAGACACUGUAGCAUCCAGCGUAUCCCGUGGGGGGUUCAGGUUUCCUCCAGGGCCUUGAGAUACGUGUUUUUCCAGCUCCUGCCAGCUUCCCGAUACCCUCCCCACUGACGCUUCCUGUCAGGCUCUUCCCCAUCAUGUCCCGCUGACCCUCUGGGCCAAGGCCUCCUCCCGAGUGUGGCUUUAAGGAGUAAGCUUGAGGACGAUGUUUUUUAAUUAUUGUAAAUCAUUACCUCAUUUCCAGCCUGCCAGGCUCCAUCCACCCCAGCAUCUUUUAUUCUGCCAUUUUCUCACCUUGUGCUAUGACAAUGGGGCGUUGUAUUUCCACAGAGACUUAUAGGAGUGUUCAGUGUAUAGUUUCUUAAUAAACACUUUAUUUUCUAAUGAAA